This is a messenger RNA of Patiria miniata (bat star), 2040 nucleotides long. RefSeq lists its product as uncharacterized. The transcript is spliced from 7 exons. Gene Ontology annotation, cellular component: external side of plasma membrane. The record is from RefSeq and is a predicted model, not a curated record. Gene Ontology annotation, molecular function: carbohydrate binding. Lineage: Eukaryota; Metazoa; Echinodermata; Asteroidea; Valvatida; Asterinidae. Bases 1 to 1938 code for a protein of 645 amino acids. Gene Ontology annotation, biological process: biological process involved in interspecies interaction between organisms.
AUGGGCGGCGAUGGUAACACGUGUUACAUGAUCGUGAAUGAAGGCAAGUCAAACCACGAUGCACAGUUAUAUUGCAUCGAACAUGGCGGCCAUCUUGCUUACAUCGAGUCGGAGGAGGAACAGAGCUUCCUUGAGACGAUCGUAGCUACCGAGUCGGUUAACUGGAUUGGGCUCAUCUGGGCGGUAUCUUGGCUAGAUGGAACUCCGCUAAGGCAGGACUGGCUCUUGCCUAUACGUAAACCUUCCGCUUCCCUCCAAGGAGUGAAAACGUGCUUUAGCAUGAGGCGCAGUGAAGUAAUUGGAAGAGUGUGCAGUAAUGAAAGACGUUUCAUAUGUGAGAUACCAAACGAAAAUAAAGAGUGCCUAGAGCAGGACGCGUUUGGUGGAUCGUGUUACAGGGUGAAUGAAUCAAGGUUGACGCAUAGAGAUGCUCAACAAUUCUGCAAUGAAACUUACAACGGACAUCUACCUUACAUCGAGACAAGAGAAGAGUUAAAUCACAUAGUGAAGUACCUCCAAACUGUGACGGUUGGAUAUUCCUGGAUAGGUCUGAUCGCACAACACAAAUGGAUGGACGGCACCACGGUGUCUUACCAGAAUCUUCAACGUGAUACGCAUAACCGUCUAGACUGGCGACACGGGUGCUUCAGUUUGAGCGGCAAGUGGAAAAGAGAAGACUGUGCUACGGAGUAUGGAUACAUAUGCGAGCGAAACAUUGUGGAUCAACAAGCGACACAUGAAAACUCAUCAAGGCAGUGCUCAACAACCCCUACCGGCCUGACUGAGUUUUUACGAGGAGGUUCUCUCUGCAUCCACACUGAACAGAUGAUUAACGUCUCAGAUUCGUCUUAUGUCUUCCCCGCUCUAUGUGAAUGUGGCACGGGUCGAUGCCUUCAAGGCUGUGCUUGCGUUGUCAGAGAUAAUGCUGGGGGACUGAUUGCUUGCAGUUGUGGCGCUUGCAGUUUGACCUACUCGUUGCAAACAGGUGACAUUGAGACUUUCGAAUUUCCAGUCCUUUCCUCAUCUUUGACGUGCGAUUGUAUCAACGGAGAAGCCAGUUCGAGCUACCAAUUCCAAGAUGGCGUCUUUACCAAUCUCCACCCAGCAUGCAGUGGCAUUGGGGAUACUACCGAUGUUGUAGCAAGCGCCAAUAUCACAGUCAUCACCGUCGUAGCCAUACUGGGGGUGUUGGUGCUCGUCUUACUUGUCAUUGGCUUCCGGUUGCGUAGACGAUGGAGAAAGAUUUUACCUGUCAAUCAAAUGAGGACUUCAGCUGCUACAGGACCAACAUCUCGUGAGGAAAGAAAUGACACCGGUGGCCCUGCUUCUCCCAGUGUUUCCUUCCAUGAUGAUCAGCAAGGGGACUGCGAUGACGCCGCACCAACACAAAGUCCGGCGGUUGGGGUACCUGCUGACAUGGACGUCUAUAUAACACCGCCGAACGAGUACGAUUAUGCUGAUUUUACCGGUAAACGGCUAGACACAUUGUCAGGGACAUCAGAUGAAGAGUACGUUAACAAAGAUGUUAUCGGGAAGGGAAAACAAGCCCCCAAACAAGUCGAACGUAGCCGUCAAGAGCUGUCCCCCAACGCAGCAGAUAGCGAGCCGAGUUAUGAUUAUGCUGGCGUUACCGGUAAACGGCUGGACACCUUGUCAGGGACAUUAGAUGAAGAGUACGUUAACAAAGAUGUUAUCAGGAAGGGAAAACAAACCCCCAAACAAGUCGAGUGUAGCCGUCAAGAGCUGUCCCCCAGCGCAGCAGAUAGCGAGCCGAGUUAUGAUUAUGCGUCGGUUAGGGCGCCCUCACUCGAUCACGAUUCGCCAACACACGCUCGGGUGUACAUUAAUGAACGAGUGCGUCCUCAACGUCAGCAGCGUGUGCCAGAAAUGCAAACACCGAAUGACGAUUUUGGCUCUUACUAUGCGGAGAUUUCCUAAGCCGACACCCUCGACUGUAAUCUAUAACGAACACUCAUGGGAACCAUUCACGGGAACCCGGGGGAGUAGGUCCCCCUCCCCAUGACAAUCUCUUCCUUCACC